AUGGCUACAAUAGUGAACUCUACGCAGAGCGUCUUAAAGGACACGUACGACUAUUAUUUAUGGACGCUGUCACUUUCCGAUAAAAGGACAGAAGGAUGGCCCCUCGUAGAUUCUCCAAUACCAACUUUAAUAUACACGCUUUUAUACCUAUUCAUAGUAUGGAUAGGUCCAAAGAUCAUGAAGAACAGACGCCCAUUCAAGCUCACUUGGCUAUUAGUGCCUUACAAUUUAGCGAUGGCAGCGCUGAACGCGUAUAUCGCUGUUAGACUACUUACAGCGUCGUUUAGGCUGAGAUACAGCUACAUUUGUGAACCAUGUCGACAACGAAACGAUCCUGAUGAAUUGCAAAUCGCAAACGCAGUAUGGUGGUACUACUUCUCGAAGCUUCUUGAAUUUUGUGACACGUUCUUUUUCAUAUUGAGGAAGAAAGAUGAACAGUUAACAUUCUUGCAUGUGUAUCAUCAUUCGACGAUGUUCGGAUUUUGGUGGAUCGGAAUUAAAUGGGUACCAAGUGGAUCAACGUUCCUCCCAGCUAUGGUCAACAGUGGUAUUCACGUACUAAUGUACACUUACUACGGUCUAUCAGUCUUCGGUCCGACCGUCAGCCAGUACCUGUGGUGGAAGAAAUACUUGACCAUCUUACAAUUGAUUCAGUUCACUUGUGCCUUGAUCCUUGGCGUCAAUGGAAUUAGGACUGGCUGCGAAUUUCCACUGUGGAUGCAUUACGUUCUCAUCGUCUACAUGAUCUCAUUUAUUGUGCUCUUCGGAAACUUUUACAUGAAGGCUUACCUAGCUAAGGGAAGUAAAUGUAUGGAGGUAAGGUACGGACAGUGCUUGGACGAUGAAGAGACGAUUCAAAUGAGAAAGCUGAAAAGCAAUUAAUAUUUAAGUAGCAAUAGUUGUAAUUAUCACCUUCAUAAUUUAUUCAAAUCUUCAUAAUAAUCGCUUUAAGUUCAAAUUUUAUUGUUAUUUUUUAAUAAAUUAGUGUUAUUGUA
Messenger RNA from Melitaea cinxia (Glanville fritillary), 995 nucleotides. RefSeq names its product elongation of very long chain fatty acids protein 4-like. NCBI's taxonomy places the organism in Eukaryota, Metazoa, Arthropoda, Insecta, Lepidoptera, Nymphalidae. Gene Ontology annotation, biological process: fatty acid elongation, saturated fatty acid; fatty acid elongation, monounsaturated fatty acid; very long-chain fatty acid biosynthetic process. Gene Ontology annotation, molecular function: fatty acid elongase activity. The transcript has 6 exons. The record is from RefSeq and is a predicted model, not a curated record. Gene Ontology annotation, cellular component: endoplasmic reticulum membrane. Bases 1 to 882 code for a protein of 293 amino acids.